AUGAACAUAAACGAUUUCUCUAGGUACCUCAUGGAGAACAACAGUACUGCAAACAGCACUCAUGUGCGUGACCUGUAUUGCACUGAGCUGUUUGUGGGUCCGUUGGUUUGGGCCGUCUUCACCGCGCCGUGUGCAUGUGUCGGGGUGCCUGCCAGCGUGUGGCUUCUGUGGGUGCUCAUCCAGAGGCAGCGCAGCGGCCUGUCCAACGACGUCUACAUGCUGAAUCUCACCAUCAUGGACCUGAUCUUCAACGCUUACAUCAUUCUGGAUAUUCUCAAUUUCUUUGUUUGGAAAGUUGAUGUGUUAUUGCACGUUGCUUUUGUUGUUCAGUAUUUCAGCGUCUGUGGACGGCUUCUGUUUAUGGCUUCUGUUUGUGUGGAUUGCUAUAUGGCUGUCGUUCACCCAGUUAUGUACAUGACACUCAAGCACUCUAGAUUUAGGAUGGUUACUUGUGCUGUGAUCUGGGCCUUCACACUGGGCUGGGGAAUGCAAUUCGUCCUUUGUGACAACUAUGUCCCUGUAAUUCUCUCGCCAAUCCCAUCGUGUAUUGCUAUCCUGUUGAUUGCCCUGUGCGACAUCACCAUCUUCUGUUUCCUGAGAAAGCCAGAUCCUUCUGGAAGGAGCGACAUCCACCCCCUGAAAAAGAGAGUCCUGCAGGUCCUCAUCGACAGCCUGGUGAUGACUGUAGUGUCCUUCUUCGUUCCCAUGGUCCUAGAGUUUGCCCUGUCGUUGUCUCUGAGUCCGGAGGAGAUAAAGUGCUCUUUAUCCUACCCUGUGAUGAUCUUCUCCACACUUGGGAGUACCAUCCUGCCCUUGCUCCACCUGGGAAAUCUGGGAAACCUAAAGAGUCUGAGUGGGUGUGGCUGUGGCACAAAUAAUACAUAG
This is a messenger RNA of Sardina pilchardus (European sardine), 885 nucleotides long. RefSeq names its product proteinase-activated receptor 3-like. The transcript has a single exon. Lineage: Eukaryota; Metazoa; Chordata; Actinopteri; Clupeiformes; Clupeidae. The coding region runs from base 1 to 885 and encodes 294 amino acids. Gene Ontology annotation, cellular component: plasma membrane. The record is from RefSeq and is a predicted model, not a curated record. Gene Ontology annotation, molecular function: G protein-coupled receptor activity. Gene Ontology annotation, biological process: positive regulation of Rho protein signal transduction; phospholipase C-activating G protein-coupled receptor signaling pathway.